This is a messenger RNA of Coffea arabica (coffee), 1137 nucleotides long. RefSeq lists its product as uncharacterized. NCBI's taxonomy places the organism in Eukaryota, Viridiplantae, Streptophyta, Magnoliopsida, Gentianales, Rubiaceae. Gene Ontology annotation, molecular function: mRNA binding. The record is from RefSeq and is a predicted model, not a curated record.
AUGUCGUCGACAUCGGCUGCUGCAGCUUCUUCUUCAUCCUCAACGGCGUCAUCUCAAUUCACCUACACUACCGGCACGUACUUUCCGACUCCGUUUCACCUACAACAGCCGCAAACCUAUGUGGCUGCUGCCCCUGCCGCUUCAAUUCUGCAAUUUCCUGCUCUUCCUCCUGCGGUUCCCCACGUUUAUCCUGCUCCCGCUACAGUCCCUACCGUGUCUCGUAAGGCAGCAGGGCAGGCAUGGGAGGAUCCUACACUUGCAGAUUGGCCAGAGAAUGAUUCUCGUUUGUUCUGUGGUGAUCUUGGUAAUGAGGUGAAUGAUGAUGUUCUAUCCAAAGCAUUUUCAAGAUUUCCAUCUUUUAACAUGGCCAGGGCACCAGUUAGUGAUUGGGAGUACAAUGCUACGCUCCCCAAAACUGCUUCAAUGAUUGAUUUGGCUUCAAAAAUAAUGAUGACUUGUUUAGCACUGACUUAAGUGAGGACCAGCUGAGGCAGAGACUUGGACACAUGUCCCACACACCUUGUCAAGUAGGAAAUUGCAGUACAUAGUUAUGUCCAAUAUCUAUAAUUUUUUCCAUCGCAUUUGAUAGACCAAAGGCUAUAUUUCUAGCAUGACAUGAUUUCUAGUAGGUUGAAUUGCUUGAACGCAAACUAUUUCCUGGGGUGUUAUUAUAUUAUUAUUGUUGCAAUUUUUUUCCUAUCAUUUUCCAAUCUCAAAUGCUCAAGAAUUGGAAAAAAAAUUUCUGUUUCCCCAGAUCACUGUAUACACUUUUCUUCAUCCCUUCAAUUUCUCGGCUGUUUUCUCUUCUUCUGAAGGAUUGGCACUAACCUCUACUAAAGCAUAGCCGGACUGCUCCACCUAGAGAUGGCUGAAGGAAGUGGAAAUGAGGAGACAACUCUUGAGCAUACAUCAACAUGGGCAGUGGUAGUUGUUUGUUUCAUCUUGAUGAGCCCAAACAAUGUACUAUAUAUAUACUAUACCUCUCGCGGAUCGUUGCUAAUAUUGUACAAUUACGUUACCUGACUUUUAGCAUUUCUUUCAACUUGUUAGGGAUGAGAGUCUUUUUGUUUGUGCACAAGAAAUUCUUUCAAGUUAUUGUAAAUGAGAAUCUUUCGGUACUUUAUUGGGAUUUUAGUA